This is a messenger RNA of Astrephomene gubernaculifera, 3474 nucleotides long. Lineage: Eukaryota; Viridiplantae; Chlorophyta; Chlorophyceae; Chlamydomonadales; Astrephomenaceae. The record is from the annotation of a GenBank genome assembly.
CCCACCCCCAGUCGCGAGCUGACAAAGGUGCUCAGCGCUGCGGCCAAGCUGCAGAAGGAGCGCGGAGAUGCUUACCUGGGUGCGGACACGCUGCUGUCGGCGGUGAUCGGAGCCACGGAGGUCUCCGAGGCACUCACAGAGGCCGGCAUUUCCCGAAACCAGCUGGAUUCAGCGCUUGCGGAAGUACGACAAGCCUCCGGAAGCGGAAACGUCAACUCCCAAACCGCCGACGCCAAUUUCGACGCACUCAGCAAGUACGGCACCGACUUGACCGCUAACGCCGCGCGCGCGGAUCCCGUCAUUGGCCGAGACGACGAGAUCCGACGAGUCGUACGAGUGCUGUGUCGCCGUACCAAGAACAAUCCCGUACUCAUUGGCGAGCCGGGGGUGGGCAAGACGGCAAUCGUGGAGGGGCUGGCUCAGCGUAUCGUCAAGGGUGACGUCCCCGAGACGCUGCGUGGCGUGCGGCUGAUCUCGCUGGACAUGGGCUCGCUGGUGGCGGGCGCCAAGUACCGCGGCGAGUUCGAGGAGCGGCUCAAGGCGGUGCUGGCGGAGGUGCAGCAGCAGCAGGGCAAGGUGGUUCUCUUCAUCGACGAGCUGCACCUGGUGCUGGGUGCCGGCAAGGCGGGCGACAGCGCCAUGGACGCCGCCAACCUGCUGAAACCCAUGCUGGCCCGGGGGGAGCUGCGCUGCAUUGGGGCCACCACGCUGGGGGAGUACCGGGAGCACAUCGAGAAGGACGCGGCGUUCGAGAGGAGGUUCCAGCAGGUUCUGGUGAAGGAGCCCAGUGUGGCUGACACGAUUGCCAUCCUGCGCGGCAUCAAGGAGCGCUACGAGAGCCACCACGGCGUGCACAUCACCGACCGCGCGCUGGUGGUGGCGGCGGAGCUGAGCGACAGGUACAUCACCACCCGCUUCCUGCCGGACAAGGCAAUCGACCUGGUGGACGAGGCGUGUGCCAACAUGCGUGUGCAGCUGGACUCCAAGCCCGAGCAGCUGGACGCACUGGAGAGGCAGCGAACACGGCUGCAGGUGGAGGCGGCCGCGCUGGCCAAGGAGAAGGACGCGCUCAGCAAGACCCGCGCCGCCGAGGUGGAGCGCGAGCUGGCGGCGCUGGAUGAGUCGCUGCGGCCGCUGCUGCUGCGGUACGGGCAGGAGAAGGGGCGGCUGGAGGAGCUGCGGCGGCUGGUGCACAAGCGCGACGAGAUCCUGGUCAACAUCCAGCUGGCGGAGCAGCACAACAACCUGGCGAGGAUUGCGGACCUGCGCUACGGUGCGCUGCCCGAGGUGGAGGAGCGCAUCAAGGCCGUGCGGGCGGCGCAGCCGGCGGACGCAAUGCUGUCGGAGGAGGUGGGGCCGGAGGAGAUCGCGGUGGUGGUGUCGCGCUGGACCGGCAUCCCCGUCUCGCGCCUCAAGCAGUCCGAGCGCGAGAAGCUGCUGGAGCUGGGCGCGGAGCUGCAGAAGCGGGUGGUGGGGCAGGAUGCGGCGGUGGCGGCGGUGGCGGACGCGGUGCUGCGCAGUCGGGCGGGGCUGGCGGCGCGCAGCCGCGGCAGCAGCUUCCUGUUCCUGGGCCCCACGGGGGUGGGCAAGACGGAGCUGGCCAAGGCGCUGGCGCAGCUGCUGUUUGAUGAUGAGAGGAUGAUGAUCCGUAUUGACAUGGGCGAGUACAUGGAGCGGCACUCCGUGAGCCGCCUCAUCGGAGCCCCCCCGGGCUACGUGGGGCACGAGGAGGGCGGGCAGCUCACGGAGGCGGUACGGCGGCGGCCGUACAGCGUGGUCCUGUUUGAUGAGGUGGAGAAGGCCCACUCCGAGGUCUUCAACGUGCUGCUCUCCAUCCUGGACGACGGGCGGGUCACCGACUCCAAGGGCCGAACAGUCAACUUCGCGAACACCGUCAUCAUCCUCACUUCCAACCUGGGCUCGGAGGCGCUGCUCAACGCGGCAGCUGCCGUACAGCAGCAUAAGGCCCCCGGCCGUACGGGCGGUACGGCGGCGGAUCCGUACCGCGAGGCCAAGGAGGCGGUGAUGGCGGCGGUACGGCGGUUCUUCCGACCGGAGUUCCUCAACCGCCUGGACGACAUCGUGGUGUUCGAGCCGCUUCGCCCCGACCAGCUCACCCGCAUCGCCGGACUCAUGGGCCGCGAACUCGCCUCCCGCCUCGCGCCCCGCAACAUCUCCCUCACCUUCACCGACGCAGCCCUGUCGUACGCCGUACAGCAGGCGUACGACCCGGUGUACGGCGCUCGGCCGCUGCGGCGCUGGAUGGAGCACACCAUUGUCACGGAGCUCAGCCGCCUGAUUGUGGGCGGCAAACUGGCAGACAACAGCGACGUGGUGGUCGACAUGGCGGCGGCGGGAGGAGCAGCAGGCACGGCGGAAGGUACGGCGCCUGUCGUACACGUUGCGGGUGGGUUCAAGUAUGCGAUUACGGCCAAGCCGGCGGUAGAGGGUGCGGCGGGGGUGAUGGGGGGGCUGGGCGGGGGUGCGGCGGAGGUGCUGUUGAAGCGCGGGCGGUUGGAGUCGCAGAGUGUGGAUAUGGAUGCGGAGGACGACCUGCACAUGCGGGAUUAGGACAGCGGGGUGAGGAAGGAGAGGAGAGGAAGGAGAGGAGGGGCUUGGAUGCAUUGUCGGGAGUAAAUGGGAGGAAGAAAGGAAGGAGAGGAGGCUGGUGAGUAGGAGAAGAGACACGUCAAUACGUGGCACAGGCACCGGCGCGACACGUUAAGGAGGCGCGAGGUAAUGAACGGCUGGGCAGAUUGUUUGGAGUGUCUGGAGUCUUUGAUUUGGCGCAAGUACUGUACAUUGCUUAACAAGUUGAGGAUGCCUCUGGAAUGGAUAGUGCAGUGUAGGACAACAGUAAGGGCUACAAAACGGCGGCUGUACAUUAUUAGGUGUUUGGCAGUUGGAACCAAGAGAUACCCUUGGCAAGUGUCCAAUGGUAUUGGCCCAAUGAAUGCUUACAACGGCCAAGCGCAGGAGUUGAUUAUCAAGAGAUGAGUUGUGUCUAAUACCCUGAUUAGAGGUCCAUCCUGUGUAAUACAGUUCCUGACCACACGCGCGUGCACGUGAGGACCAUGGUCUUUUGGCGGCUUCCGUGUACGGUGCUGUGGGUAGGAGGUGGAGCUGGCGGGCAGUUACGGGCUACCGCCCUGCCGAGUCUGUUCAGGACACGCGCGCAUGCUUUUGUCCUGUCUUUGUCUCUUUCAGGACGGCUAUGUGGGUUUUGGUGAUGUGGUUCAUUUAUAGAAAUUGGAUACAGGUUUAACACUUUAACAAAGAUGGGACAUUGCGAAUUCGUCAUGAGACGUCGUACAUACCGAUUGUUGUACAAUUCUGUUGGCUCAAUAGCCAUGUUGGCGGUUUGUUGUGCUGCCAGCACGGGGCUUCCUUGGUUGCUGUUGUUAGUGGCGGACGUUGCGUGCGGACGCUCAAACAGUACGGCUUCUCAUGCUUGCUGUAAAGUAGAAACCUGAA